Molecule: messenger RNA, 492 nt
Organism: Rotaria sp. Silwood2
Lineage: Eukaryota; Metazoa; Rotifera; Eurotatoria; Philodinida; Philodinidae
Source: the annotation of a GenBank genome assembly
AUGUUCAAUUCAGUUAUACUCUGUAAUCAUCAUGAGUUAACUGAACGUAUUCUUGAAUCAUAUACUGCUGUAAGUAAUUUAGAUGGCACUGAAGCUAAAUUACGAUAUUUAAAAUUAUGGCAAUCUUUACCUGAAUUUGGCAUUUCAACAUUUGUUGUUAAAUUUAAUGAUUCAAAUAGAAAAGAAGAAUUACUUGGCAUUGCUUCAAAUCGUCUUUUACGUAUGGCAAUGACAGGUGAGACAAUAAAAACAUGGUGGAUAUCACGAAUGCGUUCAUGGAAUGUUAAUUGGGAAAAUAAAUUAUUAACUAUUGAAUUUGAUAGUGAAACAAUAGAAUUUUUACCAUUAUAUGAUAUUAAUAGUAAAUGUAUACAUGAAUUUAUUGGUGCUUACAUUUUUUUGGCUAUGAGAUCAACAAGAAAAAUGUCUGAUAAUGAUAAUUCACUACAACAAGAAAAACUUUUUCAACAACUUACAGCUGCAUAUACGUAA